AUGGCGCGACGGACAGUCCAUCCCCGCACGUCGCGCGAGGACCCGGCCGGGAGCGCGGAGGAGGCUGCGACCGAGACGCAGGCCUGCCUCGAUGGCAUCGGCCCCCGCUCGGGGCCCCCUGCGGCCGAGACGGCAGUCCGGCGGAAACAUCGAGGUCAGCCGAGCCGCGCGGCAGCCCUGUGCCGGCAGAUCAUCGUGUGGGCGCUCAUGGUGUCGUGGACGGGCGUCACGCUCGUGCUGCUGGAGGGUAAUGCAUUUGGGUAUCGGAAGAUUCCUAGAGUCGGCCUCGCGACGUCCCGCCCGUUCACGAUCCCGGAGUACGCCUGGCCGCGGGAGCCGCUCGCUGUCCCGCCUCGGCCGGACGAGGACGCCGCGAGGUUGAAGUUCGCGCUCGCUGCCAAAGCCAAGGCGUGCCGCAGCCUGGGCAUGGUGUGGGACCCUGCAGGGCGGGUGUGCCAGGGCCUGUCGAACACGUUCAACUACUGCGGGAAGAGAAAGGUCGUCGCCAUCACGGUCGAUGCGGCAGCGCUGUCGGUGCUCGAGGCGCCAGACCACGACGAAGGCGACACGACCUUCGACGUCGCCCCCGUCGACGCGAUCCUGGGCGACCUGUCUGCGGCAAACAUCACAGCGACGUUUUUCAUCGCCCCGGGCGCCGGUCUGAAGCCGGACGUGCCGGCGGGCCGCUUCAUGGUGCCGUACGAAGACAUGCUGCAGCUGCGCUGCGACACCCUGCGCAGGAUCGCCCAGCACGGGCACGAGAUACAACAGGCCACCUUCACCGGGAAAGCACUUGUGUCUUGGGGCGGCGAUCAUCAGGGGCAGCACGCGCAGCCGACGGCGAUCAUCACGGGGGCAGCACAGGCUGCCGAGUGGCUCGCGGACUGCACGGGCGCCGGCCUCCCGCGCGCGACCAUGCUGCGUCCGCCGGCCAUGGACGUGACCGCCGACCAGGCCAGCGUGGUCAACGACGUCGGGUACGCCACGGCAGCGUACCUCAUCGAGAGCACGGACUGGGCGGUGGCGGACUUGUCCGACGAGGACCUGAAGCGCGAGAAGAUCCUCAACAGAAUCCUGUACGGCCGCGACGCGACCACCGGGGAGCCCCUGUCGCCGAAGACGCACCCGAGCCUGGUGCCGAUAGUUCGCAAGCGGAGCAGCGCCGUGAUCGCGCUGAGCGAGAGCCACUACGUGCGCGGCGUGAUCCCUGAGCUCGUUCGCCUGGUCAAGAACAUCGACCCAGAGUAUCGGUUCGUGGGCGCGAGCGACUGCUACCACGCGUGCUCCGACUUUGCGUGCGUGGACGAGGAGUCCGGCUGGCCGUGCUCGCAGUACGACUGGUGCUGA
This is a messenger RNA of Pedinophyceae sp. YPF-701, 1347 nucleotides long. The record is from the annotation of a GenBank genome assembly. Lineage: Eukaryota; Viridiplantae; Chlorophyta; Pedinophyceae.